Molecule: messenger RNA, 408 nt
Organism: Acanthamoeba castellanii str. Neff
Lineage: Eukaryota; Discosea; Longamoebia; Acanthamoebidae
Exons: 3
Coding region: 1-408 (135 amino acids)
Source: RefSeq, a predicted model, not a curated record
AUGAAGGUUCGUGCUCCAGUCCCCUUGUUCUUUGUCUGGUGGUGGAAACGGAAACGGAAACGGAAACGGGAGCCAACAGCAAACGACAAGACACUCCUCGGCUGGUUUGCUGAGUGGUUUGUGACGCAGGUGCUGCGAGAGAUCGAGCUAGAGGCCACGGGUGAUUGGGGACAGGGCAGCAAGAAGAGAGGGGCCUGGGACGAGGACGCGUCGUCUGCCUUCGACUGGGACGAGGACGACACCGCGGCCACUUCCUCCGGCGGCGAGGAGCACGACGCAGGCCGAGCAUUCUCUUCUUCUAGCGAGGACGUGGGGCGGUUCGCGCUCGGGCACGAUGCAUUCGAGCAGGCUCCUCCCUCAGAUCUGCCCAGCGUCCGGACCACCAGCAUGUCCGCCCUUUAUUCCUGA